Molecule: messenger RNA, 1690 nt
Organism: Rubroshorea leprosula
Lineage: Eukaryota; Viridiplantae; Streptophyta; Magnoliopsida; Malvales; Dipterocarpaceae
Source: the annotation of a GenBank genome assembly
AUCCGAAGUUCUGGAUUCAUCGCAGAACGUGGUAGAAUCUCAGCUUCUUCUUCUUCCUCACAAAGCAAAGAGAAAUGGCGAAUACGAAGCCGCAGAAAACUGUUCUGCUCCUCUGUGGAGACUACAUGGAAGACUAUGAGGUAAUGGUGCCUUUCCAAGCACUGCUUGCUUACGGAGUUGCUGUCGAUGCCGUUUGCCCCGGAAAGAAGGCCGGCGAUAUUUGCCGCACCGCCAUUCAUAUUCCUCUCGGCCAGGUCACCUUUCUUUACAAAGAAAAAAUCGAUCCCAUUUGGCAUUUUCACUGGCUGCAGUCUUAUUCCGAGUCACGGGGUCACAAUUUUACACUCAAUGCAACUUUUGAUGAAAUUGAGAUCAGCAAAUAUGAUGGGUUGGUUAUUCCAGGAGGACGGGCUCCUGAAUAUCUUGCUAUGGAUUUAUCAGUGGUAGACAUUGUAAAGAAAUUUUCCAAUUCUCAAAAGCCAAUUGCCUCUAUUUGCCAUGGUCAAUUGAUAUUGGCAGCUGCUGACGUAGUCAAAGGUCGGAAAUGCACUGCAUUUGCUCCUGUUGGGCCUACACUUAUUGCUGCUGGUGCAUCAUGGGUGGAACCUGAAACCAAUAAAGCUUGUGUUAUUGAUGGUAAUAUCAUUACCGGGGCUACCUAUGAGGGGCAUCCUGAGUUCAUUCGGCUUUUUGUGAAAGCACUUGGUGGCAUCAUAAAGGGUGCAGACAGAAGGAUUCUAUUUCUUUGUGGUGAUUUCAUGGAAGAUUAUGAAGUGACAGUUCCUUUUCAGUCUCUGCAAGCUCUGGAAUGCCAUGUUGAUGCAGUUUGCCCAAAGAAGAAGGCUGGUGAAACCUGCCCAACUGCUGUCCAUGAUUUUGAAGGUGACCAAACUUACAGUGAGAAGCCAGGCCAUCCUUUCACUCUAACAGCCAAUUUUGAGGACAUAGAUGCCUCAAGUUAUGAUGCACUGGUUAUUCCUGGGGGUCGAGCACCAGAAUAUUUGGCAUUAGACAGGACAGUGAUUGCUUUAGUGAAGAAAUUCAUGGAGUCCAGGAAGCCAGUGGCAUCGAUUUGCCACGGACAACAGAUUUUAGCCGCAGCAGAUGUUCUGAAGGGAAAGAAGUGCACUGCAUACCCUGCUGUGAAACUGAACGUUGUCUUGUCAGGAGCAAUUUGGUUAGAGCCUAAUCCGAUUGAUCGUUGCUUUACUGAUGGAAAUUUGGUUACUGGAGCUGCUUGGCCAGGCCACCCUGAGUUCAUUUCUCAGUUAAUGGCUUUACUCGGCAUCAAGGUUUCUUUCUAAUCGAAAUCCGCACUCUGGUGAUAGUGAACUUGCCACUUGUUAAAUACUGUGUACAUCUCCCAAUAAGUGGCUUCCUUUGUGAUGGUCAAAAAACAAAAAGUGGUUUGCUUUGUGUGCUGACCUUUAUUUUUCUUUUAUAAAGCCGUUUUUCCCUUUUGACUGUGCUCAUAAUUCUUAGUGUCAAUGAGUCGGCUCAAAUGCUAUUUCCUUGGAAAACUGCGUGUAACGCUUUAGUAUUUAGUAGUCGUCUCAGUGAUCUCCGGUCUCACUGACAAUAGUCUUUAGGUCAUCUCCAAUAGGGCUUAACCCCUAACACAGGAGAGCCGGUUUCUUAUUUAUUUUCCUAAUUUUUAGAUACGUAGGUUAAAUAAAACAUAAUUUUUUAA